This is a messenger RNA of Triticum dicoccoides, 1141 nucleotides long. RefSeq names its product gamma-gliadin-like. The record is from RefSeq and is a predicted model, not a curated record. Lineage: Eukaryota; Viridiplantae; Streptophyta; Magnoliopsida; Poales; Poaceae. Gene Ontology annotation, molecular function: nutrient reservoir activity. Bases 86 to 979 code for a protein of 297 amino acids. The transcript has a single exon.
GUAGACUCCAUACCAUCAUCCAUCCUUCACACAACUAGAGCACAAGCAUAAAAUCCAAGUAAGUAGUAUUUAACGCAAAUCCACCAUGAAGACCUUACUCAUCCUAACAAUCCUUGCGAUGGCAACAACAAUCGCCACUGCCAAUAUGCAGGUCGACCCUAGCAGCCGAGUACAAUGGCCACAAGAACAACCAUCCCCCCAGUCCCAACAACCAUUCUCCCAGCAACCACAACAAAUAUUUCCCCAACCCCAACAAACAUUCCCCCAUCAACCACAACAAGCAUUUCCCCAACCUCAACAAACAUCCCCCCAUCGACCACAACAACAAUUUCCCCAGCCCCAGCAACCACAACAACCAUUUCCUCAGCCCCAACAACCCCAACUACCAUUUCCCCAACAACCACAACAACCAUUCCCCCAGCCUCAACAACCCCAACAACCAUUUCCCCAGUCACAGCAACCACAACAACCUUUUCCCCAGCCCCGACAACAAUUUCCGCAGCCCCAACAACCACAACAAUCAUUCCCCCAACAACAACAAUGGAUGAUUCAGUCAUUUCUACAACAACAGAUGAACCCCUGCAAGAAUUUCCUCUUGCAGCAAUGCAACCCUGUGUCAUUGGUGUCAUCUCUCGUGUCAAUAAUCUUGCCACGAAGUGAUUGCCAGCUGAUGCAGCAACAAUGUUGCCAACAACUAGCACAAAUUCCGCAACAGCUCCAGUGCGCAGCCAUCCACAGCGUCGCGCAUUCCAUCGUCAUGCAGCAAGAACAACAACGAGGCGUGCAGAUCCUGCGGCCACUAUUUCAGCUCGCCCAGGGUCUGGGUAUCAUCCAACCUCGACAACCAGCUCAAUUGGAGGGGAUCAGGUCAUUGGUAUUGAAAACUCUUCCAACCAUGUGCAACGUGUAUGUCCCACCUGACUGCUCCACCAUCAACGUGCCAUAUGCCAGCAUAGACGCUGUCAUUGGUGGCCAAUGAAAAAUUCAAGAGUUAUGCUAAUAGGUAGAUGAAUCAUCGUUGCUUAGCUUAUGCACCGAUCAUUGUAACGAUGACAAAUAAAGUGGCCUGCACCAUCAUGUGUGACCCCGACAUGUGCUAGUUCAAGCUUGGGAAUAAAAGACAAAUAAAGUUCUAGUUUGC